CGGAUCCCCGGCGCGACAGCGACGCGGAAACGGAGCCAAUAAGCUGUGAAGACAGAGUCGGAGGAGGAUCUGCGCGGAGUUUCAAAUCCGCUGGGGUGGGCGAGAAGCAGCUGUGUUCUGCGUCUGGUCGACGUCGGAGUUGUUGGAGUCUGGUGAACAGAACAGACUCUUGGCCUGGCAGAUGGCCUCUCGGUGGCCAAGCAUGGGGACCUCCAUGCGCAGGCGAUCUCACCAGGACCGGGAACAGCUGGAGGAGGACGAGGUGUUACAGCCUGCAGUUGGCCAUCUGGAGACCUCCAGCGCCCUGGGCUCUCUCUGCAGACAGUUCCAAAGAAGGCUGCCCCUAAGAGCAGUCAGCCUCAACCUCGGGACGGGUUCCUCCUGGAAACGCCUGGAAACCCCUGAGCCAGGGCAGCAGGGCCUCCAGGCUGCAGCUCGCUCAGCUAAAAACGCCUUGGGUGCCAUGUCCCAGAGAAUCCAGGAGUCCUGCCAAAGUGGAACCAAGUGGCUGGUGGAAACCCAGGUGAAAGCCAGGAGGAGGAAGAGAGAGGCACAGAAGGGCAGUAGCCCCCUAGCUCGCAGCCAGAGCCAGAGGAGCACCCGCCUUUCUGGAACCGCCCCUGUCCGCUCAACUCUGGGCCCCUGGGAGAGGGAGCGUCACCGCCUCUCCACUCAGAUGGGUCCAUGUGCUCACCCACUGAGGCGGUCCAGGAGGGAAGCUGCCUUCCGGAGCCCCUACUCCUCUAUGGAUCCCCUCUGUUCCCCCAGUGAAUCUGACAGUGACCUAGAGCCUGUGGGGGCAGGAAUCCAGCAUCUCCAGAAGCUGUCUCAAGAGCUGAAUGAGGCCAUUGUGGCAGAAGAUAGCGGCGACAUGACCAUUUCUCUCCUCCGUGACUGAGGAUAGUGCCCUUCAGGAGCAAGCCAUACCUGACCCUCACGCCCCCACGCCCAGGAUCCGUGCCUCCCCGUGAGUUCCUGGAAGAAGUCCCCGAGAGUCGACAGCGCCCCUGGGCCGCUGCUAACAAGGACCCAACUAACAAAGACCCAACUAACAAGGUCCCAGGUAGGGGCUGCCCUGGCGCCUCUGCUCUCCGGCUCCUGCCACAUCUGGGCCCACCAGUGACCAUCAGCCGUAGCCCGAGAGUGACUCGGGAGACCUGAGAGGGGUGGGGGAUUGUUCAUCCUAUCCCCUUUUGGGCUCUGAAAUACACCACACACCUGAGCCUUGUGAUUAUUGCCUUGUUUGCAAUGUGAAGCGCAGGCUCUAGAAGAUGCUCGAGUGUUGAGCUAUGUGCCCAGGAGUGGGGGCUGCAGGGAGUCACCCCCUCUGUCACCAGUGCUGAGGCUCUUGGGAACCAGCUCCUGUCCCUGCUCUGGAAGAAGGGAUAGGAGGGAUUUCCGGGCUCUGAGACCCUGGGCCCACGGGUACCUAUUUAUAUUCUUAGCACAGGGCGCUGUGGGUGUGCAAGGAGGGGUAGCUCUGCUCGGCAGCAAUUUCUGCCCUUUGUAAAUUAUUUAAAAAAUCUGCUUUGUCAUUAGAAAGAAACCAGUGUGUAACUUUCCUAGAUAACAUUACUUUCUCUAUUAUAAUAAAGUCUCUUUCUGUAUUUGA
Pteropus alecto (black flying fox) is the source of this 1612-nucleotide messenger RNA. It is a transcript of the gene PIMREG, whose product is annotated as PICALM interacting mitotic regulator. The transcript has 6 exons. Lineage: Eukaryota; Metazoa; Chordata; Mammalia; Chiroptera; Pteropodidae. The record is from RefSeq and is a predicted model, not a curated record. Bases 182 to 898 code for a protein of 238 amino acids.